CCGGGGAAACUAAAAUAAAGUUAUUGAUUAAAAUAUCGCUGAAAGUAUCUUAAACAACAUGCAUAACUUGUGCAGAACGUUAAACCGAUUACGGUUGCAUACGUGCGAUCGUUCUCUUGCAUUUAACCGCGUUUUAACGGCAUCGAAAAGCACAACAACGAGUACGACCCAACGGCAACCGGCAGCUGAAUCCAAUGUUCCGAAGGAAAAGAUUAUCAUACCGACCCGAAUCGAACGAAGUCCAACCGACAUCCUGAUGGCCCUCUCCGCUACCGUUGGCUAUGAUCCAACGGCACCGCACUACAAGUACCACGACGAUCCGUACCUAAUACCGACGUCUAAUGCGAACAAGAAAACGUUCGCGCUGGCACAGGAGGCCGGCCGGAAGGCUGCCCACUGGAUACGGCAGGAAAACGCGAAACUAUUCCAGCACCAGGAGGCCGACCCACCGAUUCAGGCAUUUGUACCCACGAUGCUGUACACCGAGGAAAGCCAGGUGGAAACGACCGAUCUGCAGAAAUUAAUCGACAGCGUGGAGGUGAAGGACGCAAUUCUGGUGUACAAUCUGCUGAAGAAGAACGGCAUAGAGGUGAGUGACGAGCUGAAGCAACAGAUGCUGGAGUUGCUGUGCUUCUACAACCACGAGGACACGCUCCCGGAACAGUUCAUCGAAGAGCGCUGGUUCCGACAGGGCACGGUCGGACGUGAAAGGCAAAGAAAAACGUGGAAAGACUUUGAACUGGCGGAGGAAAUUUUCCACGGUCUCGGAGAAAAACGUUCCGAACACUACUGUGCUAUGAUCCGCGGGAUGGCCCGUUACUUCCAGGUCGAGAAAGCGUGGGCUUUGUACCAGGAAACGGUCGAAAAGGGCAUCGAACUGGAUACGAAUACGUUCAAUAGCUUACUACACAUAGCAUCGUUCCUGAAGGAAAGCUACGACAAACGGUGGGAUCUCGUGUGCGAAGUGCUGACCGCAAUGAAACAGCAGGGCCUCCGACCGAAUCUGGGAACUUUGAAUGGUAUCCUGCAGACCAUCACCACCAUCGGCGGGUACAACCAUCCGCGAACGUACGCGUUGAAGACGCUGGCAGAGUUUAAAAAACUCGGCAUCGAACCGUCACUCGCCAGCUGGUAUUACAUGCUGGUCAUCUUUUGCCGGGAGCGUGGACCCGUUAGCCACGUGCUGCACGACAUCAUGAACGAGGUUGAGGGUAAAGCGUUCAACAUACAGGACCCAAAGGAUACCUUCUUUUUUGUGACGGCCAUGGACGUAUGCCGGAACCAUCUGCACGACAAGGAGUUGGCGAAGCGGGUCAACCAGUUGCUUCAUCAUGGCGAUAACUAUAACCUAAUCGGAGACUCGUACAAGGAGUCAAUCUACUACCGACAUUACUUCACUCUGCUUGCCACGACAGAACCGUUGGAAAGCUUCCUGGAAACAUACCACCUACUCGUACCAAACGUGUACAUUCCGGAACCGUCGGUAAUGGAGGACAUUCUCAAGUCGGUCGAAAUGAACACCGCCAUCGAGCACGUGCCGCUGCUGUGGUCCCAUAUGGUUCAGUUCGAUCAUACCGGACGCGAAAAUCUAGUCAACCUUCUGCUUCACAUUAUGGUCUCCAACCAACCGGUGGCCGACGAGCCCAGGCAUGCCGAUCUGGUGCAGCGCUUCGCCAACAUUGGCUGGGAUCUUUAUUCGCGCAUGGAAGAACGAGCCGCCGCUCCGCGGGCCACCUCGUCCGGACUAUCCGGGCCGAUGCUGGGCGAUAUUCUGUUGCUGUGUGCGCGUGCCAACGACUAUGAGAAAGCGAUGGGAAUCUUCACGAAGCUUAGCAAGGACCAGAACUCGGUAAUCGGCGAGGCACGUGUUGAUGGAUUGGGAGAGUUUAUCAACCUUUGCAUAAGCAACCGGACGCCCUCGAUGGCGAUUCAGUGCCUGCAGUACUGUAGCGAGAACGGUUACCCGGAAAGUGCUGAGCUAGGGCGGCACAUUUUCAGCUCCUUUGCACUCGAUCAAAAUCAGGUGGCGAAAAUCAAAAGUUUGGUAGGCGCGGAAGCGGUGAAACCGAUCAAUUAAAGUAGAAUCAUAAUUGAUAGGCCACGAGUCUUGAAUAAUAAAUGAAUCAUUAUA
Molecule: messenger RNA, 2131 nt
Organism: Anopheles coustani
Lineage: Eukaryota; Metazoa; Arthropoda; Insecta; Diptera; Culicidae
Product: small ribosomal subunit protein mS39
Exons: 1
Coding region: 59-2077 (672 amino acids)
Biological process (GO): mitochondrial translation
Cellular component (GO): mitochondrion
Molecular function (GO): ribosomal small subunit binding; rRNA binding; protein binding
Source: RefSeq, a predicted model, not a curated record